AUGUCCGGCCCCUCAUCCUCUUGCCCAUCUACCGUCUACUCAUUCGAAGAGCAGUCAUUCCCCGUCCUCGUCGAGCAGUCCGCACCUCAACCGCCUAAACCCGAGCCCAAGCCCACCUUCAGCUUCAUCGCGUCGGGGAGACGGCGGGAGAAGCCGGCGGAGAAGAAGAGCUACGCGCAAAUGCUGAAGGCACCUAAUCAUCAUAAUUCGGCG
Mesorhabditis spiculigera is the source of this 213-nucleotide messenger RNA. Lineage: Eukaryota; Metazoa; Nematoda; Chromadorea; Rhabditida; Rhabditidae. The record is from the annotation of a GenBank genome assembly.